Molecule: messenger RNA, 423 nt
Organism: Didymodactylos carnosus
Lineage: Eukaryota; Metazoa; Rotifera; Eurotatoria; Philodinida; Philodinidae
Source: the annotation of a GenBank genome assembly
AUGCCAGUUCGUGGUCGAGUGUUCAUUUUUUGGACAAAUACUAUGGAUGAAUUGUCGGCGAAAGCUUGUCCUCGCAGUGGUGGUGUCUGGAGUCCGAAUCAUUUUGCACCACUGGUUCAGCCUCAACAACGCUUUCAAACCUCACCAACACAGGAAAUCUCCUCAAUCUUAGAGAGUCCGAGAAAGGCAACGACAAAAAACAACCAGGCAACAUUUGUGCGAGUGCCGAAUUUUUCACCACCGCCUCCCGCUCAAAGGGUUGCCAACACAAAUGCAACAUUCCCGUCAUCUUCAAAUGAACCACAACCGGCUCCACGGAACUUCGAUGCAGAAAGAAAGCACCAAGAAAGGGCUAAAGAAAAUGAGCAACAAAGACUUCAACGUCUUGCUGAUGAUCGUCUAGGCAAAGUGUCAGCUAGAUAA